Monoraphidium neglectum is the source of this 393-nucleotide messenger RNA. Its product is annotated as intraflagellar transport particle protein 20. NCBI's taxonomy places the organism in Eukaryota, Viridiplantae, Chlorophyta, Chlorophyceae, Sphaeropleales, Selenastraceae. The transcript has 4 exons. Bases 1 to 393 code for a protein of 130 amino acids. The record is from RefSeq and is a predicted model, not a curated record.
AUGACGGAAGCGACCGUGUACUUCGAUGAGGACUGCAAAGUCAGGGUGCUGGAUGUCGACAGCUACAAGAGUUCCAAGUCCCUGCAGGAGGAAUGCGGCGUGAUGGUCAGCAGCAUGGAGCAGCUGCAGGCAACGGUGGACAAGUAUAUGGCUGCAGUCGGCCAGCAGGUGGACCGGAUCGAAGCUGAGAAGCUCCGUGCCGUGGGGCUGCGCAACAGGGUGGCCGCGCUGCAUGAGGAGCGCCGCCGCAAGCGUCAGGAGCUGCUGCAGCUGCUUCAGGAAAAGCAGGAGGGGCUGGACCGGCUACUGGUGGAGGAGGAGAGCCUGCGGCGCGUGCGGCAGGAGCAAGACCUCAUGAUAGCGAAGCUGUCAGACCCCAGCGGCGCGGCCUGA